This is a messenger RNA of Cryptosporidium muris RN66, 2175 nucleotides long. Its product is annotated as Sec23/Sec24 trunk domain-containing protein. The transcript is spliced from 2 exons. Gene Ontology annotation, molecular function: zinc ion binding; GTPase activator activity. The record is from RefSeq and is a predicted model, not a curated record. Lineage: Eukaryota; Apicomplexa; Conoidasida; Eucoccidiorida; Cryptosporidiidae. Gene Ontology annotation, biological process: endoplasmic reticulum to Golgi vesicle-mediated transport; COPII-coated vesicle budding; intracellular protein transport. Gene Ontology annotation, cellular component: COPII vesicle coat; endoplasmic reticulum exit site. Bases 1 to 2175 code for a protein of 724 amino acids.
AUGGAUUAUCAAGAGCAAGAGAAUCAGACAGGAGUCAGAUUUAACUGGAACAUAUGGCCUUCGACAAAAUUAGAAGCUACAAGAAUAGAAUUGCCACUAGGUUGCCUUUUCACUCCACUCAAGGAUACUAGUCGUUUGCAAUUAGUUGAAUAUGAACCUGUAAGAUGUCGAGCAUCUGGAUGUAUCUUAAAUCCAUAUUGCCCAAUUGACUUCCGCUCGAAAGUUUGGACUUGCCCAUUUUCAUUACAGCGUAUUCCAUUUCCUCCUCACUAUGCUGAACAUAUAUCUGAAAAUGUUUUGCCAGCUGAAUUAAUGCAUCCUUCAAUAGAAUAUAUUUUGCCAGCUACACCAGGAAAUACAAGUAAUCCUCCAGUAUUUGUAUUUGUUAUUGAUACCUGCUUAAUAGAGGCUGAAUUAAAUGAAUUGCGAGAUUCAAUUCAGCAAGUUAUUUCAUUAAUGCCUCCAGAUGCUCUCGUUGGUCUAAUCACAUUUGGGACAGUUUGUUGCGUACAUGAAUUGGGGUUUUCAGAAUGCCCCAAAUCUUAUGUAUUUAGAGGGACUAAAGAUGUAACGGCUCAACAAGUCCAGGUACAACUAGGACUUACAACUCGUCAUGAUCCUCGUUAUUCUAGUAAUCCAGUAUCUAUACAUAGUUUUUUGCUACCUGUACCUGAAUGUGAAUUUGCUUUAACAAGUAUUUUAGAGGAUCUAAGACCUGAUUCAUGGCCGAUACCUACUGAUAAUCGUCCUCAACGUUGCACAGGUGCUGCAUUAACAGUUGCAACUGGAUUGAUGGAGGCCUGUUGUAUUCAGCAAAGUGGAAGAAUUAUGUUAUUUGUUGGAGGUGUUUGUACAAUUGGACCAGGUACUAUUGUAUCCCCACCAUUGGCUGAAUCUAUAAGACAUCAUUUGGACUUACAAAAGAAUUCUAAUGCAGCUAGACAUGUACAAAAAGCAAUUAAGUUCUAUGCAAGCUUAGCUCAUAGAGCUGUACAAAAUGGUCAUGCUGUUGAUAUUUUUGCUUGUUCUUUGGAUCAAGUUGGGCUUUAUGAAAUGAGAGUUUUAUGCGAUAGAAGUGGUGGUAAUAUGGUCAUGAGUGAUUCAUUCAGUAUGAAUAUUUUUAGAGAUUCAUUUAAAAAAAUUUUUGAGCCUGAUAAUACAGGAUAUAUUAAACAAGCAUUUAAUGGACGCGUUGAAUUAUUAUGCUCGAAAGAUAUUAAAGUAUGUGGAGCUAUUGGAGCUUGUACAGGCACUGGGAAAAAGGGUUCACAAGUAGGGGAUUCACUUAUUGGUGAGAGUAAUACUUGUGAAUGGAGUUUUGGAGCAUUAGAUAAGAAUACAACGAUUGCAUUUUACUUUGAAGUUGUAGCUCAGAGCGUUACACAAAUACCUCCAGGUAAACAAUCGUUUAUACAAUUUCAAACACUUUAUAAUCAUCCUUCUGGUAGGAGAAGACUUAGAGUCACUACUGUUUCAUAUAGAUAUUCUGAACCGAACUUAUUGGAUCUUGCUCCAGGAUUUGAUCAAGAAGCUGCAGCUGUACUUAUGGCAAGACUAGCUGUCGUCAGAACUGAAAGUGAAGAUAGCUUAGAUGUACUAAGAUGGCUCGAUAGAAAACUCAUUAGACUGAAGUCAUUUUCUUCAGACUUUAACGCAUCACCAGAUGAAACAGCUUACUAUAGAACUGUUUUAUUAAGAGAAAAUGUGAUGAAUUCUCUAGUAAUGAUACAACCAGCUUUAUUACAAUAUUCAUUUGACGAAGGUCCUCCUCAACCAGUUCUACUGGAUGUGCAAUCUCUGAAACCAAAUGUUAUUCUACUUCUAGACUCUUUCUUCCAUGUUGUUGUAUGGUAUGGAGAGAUGAUUUAUCAAUGGAAGGAACAAGGAUAUCACGAAAAUCCAGAAUAUGAGAAUUUUAGAAAUUUAUUACUAGCUCCUGCUGAAGAUACAAAAGCAAUAUUACAAGACCGCUUCCCAGUACCAAAAUUUGUUUUAUGUCAUGCUGGUGGUUCUCAAGCAAGAUUCCUACUUGCAAAAGUCAAUCCAUCUGCUACUCACAACACUCUUUCUGGAGCUACAUUCGAUUCAGUUUCUGAUGGAUCUAUUGUAAUUACUGAUGAUGUUUCUCUCAAGGUCUUUAUGGAGCAUCUAAUAAAACUUGCAGUGCAAUCUUGA